This is a messenger RNA of Entrophospora candida, 948 nucleotides long. Lineage: Eukaryota; Fungi; Glomeromycota; Glomeromycetes; Entrophosporales; Entrophosporaceae. The record is from the annotation of a GenBank genome assembly.
AUGUCAAAAGUUGCAACAAAUUUCGUAAAUCAGUAUAACUUAACUCCUCAGAUGAGCAUAGCUGAACUAGGUAAUUAUUCUGAAGAAUUGGUUAAAAAUUUGAAAGAUGCAAAGGCCCGUGAUCAUGCACGAAAUCGGAUCCAGAAAUUAGGAUUUAGUAAAGAUCAAACGUAUGCUUUAAUUCCUGUCCAAACUUCUGGAAGACGUGUUACAGGUAGGGAAUCAGUUAAAAAACUUGCUUUGUAUAUUAAGGAGAAUGAAGGUAAUCUUGAAGCCGAAGAAAUAAAUGAAUUGGCUCGUAAUUUAGCAAAAACGGGCCCUACUGAAAUAGCCCAAUCUUCACUUCUUAAAUUGCUUCGAAAAGAAUUACGCCAACUCAAUGCCAAUUACAUUACAUUAGAAGCAAUAUAUGACCCAGAGAUUAGUCGUGCAUCAAAUAAAGAACAAGAGAGAAGACAAGAGCUUCGUGAAGAUGAGGGAAUUGAUUGUCCUGAAUUCUUUACUCUAGAAAAAUAUAAUUCAAAUAAUGCGGAAUGGUAUGAUCCUAAAUAUUCUUGGUACUGCUAUGCCAAAAAUAAAAAUAACGAGCCUAGGCCAUUUGUAUCGAUGGAAAAAGACCCACUACGAGCUAUUGAGUUACUUACUUGGAUUCAAAAGUCAAUUCCGAAGAGAUUUCCAUUUCUAGUAAAGGAUGAAGAUGGUGAUGUUAAUGUCCAUCCGAUUAACAACUUUUUAAUCCCCCAUGGCAUUAGUUCAUCAAAUUUAAGAAAAAUAGGUUCCGAACAUGCUAUUAUAAUACAUGGAGUGAAAGUUACUGAUGUUUUCGUUACCAAUGAUCCUGAACUUGAAUCUAUACUGAUAUUGGGUCAGCCAUGGUUCCAGGAAAAUGCAAUGAAAGUGGACUUCCCAAAUAAAACUCUUACAUUGCUUGAUGGAACUAGUUGCGAG